Pecten maximus is the source of this 1750-nucleotide messenger RNA. RefSeq names its product monocarboxylate transporter 12-like. Lineage: Eukaryota; Metazoa; Mollusca; Bivalvia; Pectinida; Pectinidae. Gene Ontology annotation, biological process: transmembrane transport. The record is from RefSeq and is a predicted model, not a curated record. Gene Ontology annotation, molecular function: monocarboxylic acid transmembrane transporter activity. The coding region runs from base 1 to 1635 and encodes 544 amino acids. The transcript has 6 exons.
AUGACUUUCCAUACUACGUCGAACCUGAACACCAAUAACACGAAUUUACCUGCAAAGGACGACAUGAGAAAUGAGAAUGGAACAUUCCACCCGGGUACGCGCAUGCAUCCUAGAUUCCUCCCAGAAAUGAGAGUUAACAUUUUUGACAGUUUACAUGAAAGCUAUCAUCAUUUCCAGAUGAAGCCAUUAUUAGACCCCUUUGUGGAGGCUAUAAGGUCACCUCUCGGUCCAUUCAUUAGUGUACGAUCAUGCGAAGUUGCCUUUGAUCUAGCGGUUUCAUUCCUAAAUUCUGAUGAAGAAGCCAAAGCAAAGAAUGUGUCAUACCGAAGAUGGAUUGUGCUGACAUCGGGGUAUUUCAUUAUCUUUCUGUGCCAUGGUUUUGCCUUCAAUUUGUCCGUCCUCAUUCCUGAACUCCUCCGUACAUUUGGGAGGAGUAAAGCAGAGACGGCUUUGGUUCAAUCAUUCACGGCGGGAAUGCUUUAUAUAGCAGGAACACCGUGGGGGAAGUCUGUGUCCAGGUACGGAGCAAGAAUUACCGGGAUAACUGGAAGUCUGUUGGUCACACUUGGUCUGGUCUUUUCUUUCUUUGCUAAAGGCAUCCCUCAUCUUAUUGUAACGCUCGGUGUAGCUUCAGGAAUUGGCUUCUCUGCGACUUUUAUAUCCGCAUCAACAAGUAUCGGAGAAUACUUUGAAGGGAAAUCUAAAUUAACGGCUUUGGCUUUCCUUACAUUUGGAUCAGGAUGUGGUGGAGUGAUAAUCCCAUUUAUGAUGAAAACGCUCAUAGACGAGUAUGGCUGGAGAGGCUGUUUACUCAUAACAGGAGGACUUAUGGCAAACAUGGUGUGUUUCUUUGCUGUUUGCAAGCCAGUAUCGGUUGGUUUUUCACAUACUAAAGCAAAUAACUUUGAAGAGAACUCCAAACAGAACAAUUUUACUACUUCUCUUAAAUCAGUGGUCGCCAAUAAGGUUUAUAUCGUACACGUAAUAGCCAUGUGCUGCACAAUUCCGGUUAUCAACUCUUCAUUGACGUUCAUGAUCGAUUUCUUGAUGACGAAAGGAUUUGACUCGGAGACUCAAGUUAUACUGUAUAUCUGUUUAAAUGUAGGGGUCGCGUUUGGUGGAGUGUUACCAGGACUGCUUAAAAGGUACAUACCUCACACCAGCGUCCUUUUUAUUCCCGCAUUUUUCACGCUCGUUGGAACAACAGUAUAUUCUUUCCUUCCUAGUGCAGAAACGUAUACCCAUCAUGUGGUCCUCCUAGUCACUCUUGGGGUGGCAUUAGGUGUCAGUGUCACCACAGUGACAAUGACGACAAUGAAACUCGUUGGACUACAUGACUACACUGUUGGACUAGGAAUCUUGAUGACGCUCCUUGGUAUCAGUAACAGUAUUGCCGGGCCAAUUGCAGGUUUGUUCGCAGAUCUGACUGAAUCCUACACUCAGCCAUUUCACGGAUUUUCCAUAGGCCUUGGCGUGGCAUCUUGUCUGUUUGUGUUUGCUGGUAUACUUAAACGGAGGACAAGGACAACAAAGCACUGCGAUAAUGAACUCAAUAUCACUCCUUAUGCGAUAUCAAAUAUCUCCUCUGAAACGAGGACGACCGAUUUCAAUAUUCAUCACACUGCGUUCAUUUAGGGAAUAAAGCUCAUGAGGCCUGAAGAUCUAUCAUAAGCGUUAUAAAUAUCCAAGUGUGAUUCAAUUAUUAACUAAAGAGUCCGGCGCAAUCUGUGUGACCUUUUUAAAUCGUAUU